AUGGCCGCCACGGACGCCGCCGGGGACGUCAACGCGCAAAUGCCGGUCGAGCCGCCGCCGGUUGUCGCGGACGCGGUCGACGAGCCGCAGCCGGUUCUCGCGGGCGUCGACGAGCCGCCGGCGAUUGUCGCGGAAGCCGUCGUCGCGCCGCCGGCGGUUGCCGCGGACGCCGUCGUCGCGCCGGCGCCGAUUGCGGCGGAUGCCUUGGAGACUGUCGGCACGCCGCCACCCGCGGCCGUGGACGACGCGGAGGCCGCCGCGCCGAUGCCGGUCGUCCCUCCUCCGCCGCCGCCGGCGGAGCAAAAGAUUCAAUAUGUGACGGGUGGUGUAGAAGAUGCUUUGCCAACUGAAAUCCUGAAGGUUAUUGAAAGUGUUGAGGUUCAGCUCCCUUCUCUUGCUGGUGACCAGAACCCCUGUGACAUGAAGCAGCUAGAGGAGACAGUUCAGCCUUUGGGGUAUUUACUGGUGGACGAGCAGCAAGCCAUGGUUGUUUCUGACAACAAUAGCAAGGAAAGUGAGAAACAAGUACCAACACAACCAUGCCCUUCAAGCCAACAGCAAAUACCUAUGUUGGGCUGUGCUGGAAAUGAAGAAAAUCAAGAUGUUUCUCCUAUGAGUUCCAGUAUGGUUUUAAUAGACAACCGCCCAACGUCAUAUACUGACUUUUCGGACAUUGAUGAUCUUUCUGAUGAUUUCCCUACAAGGAACUCUAAUGAUGAUAGUGAUCAAAGUGAUGGUUUUUACCAUCAUGCAAUAUGUCAUUACUGUUACCAUGACCCCUAUUGUCGACUCAUGCAUAGAAGACAGAGAAGAAACUUUGGAUAUUCGUGUAUGUGUAAUGCUAGAAGAAACCGUUGGCUUGGUGAUUAUCCAUAUAUCCCUGAUUUGAUAAAUCCAUGCAAUCCCAUGGCUUCUCGUGAUACUGAGCCUUGGAGUCGUUGGCCCCCUCCUGAACCAGACCAUGGAAAGAAAAGAUACAAUGUGGCUUCUGCUCAUACUGGACUUGUGAGUCGUUGGUCCUCUCCAGAACCAUAUUGUGGGAAGAAAAGAUACAGUGUGGGUGCUGGGCUAUCCAACCCUCAUUGGUGGACAUGUUUUCUUAAUUGCAUCCUCCAAUGUAUGGUUCAUACCGUUCCCCUUGUAUUGAAGCUCCGGAAAGCUGAUCACCCAGAUCCAUGUCCUCGUGCUUCUGUCGGAUUCUGCUGUUUCUGCUCCCUAAAACUGCAUGUUGAUGAAUCUAUCAGGCUUUCUGGAAGUGCAUUCUACCCUGAGAGUUUUGUAAAUCACUUGAAAUCAAUUUCGUCAGAUUUUGAGAGUGGAGUACAGCAAGAUGCGCAGGAGUUCUUCUGCGACUUGCUUGAAAAAUUGGAUAAGGCCUCCGUCGCUCCCAGGUCCUUGUUAGAGGGACCCUCUUCGACUGAAGAAGGGGGCAUUGCAAAAGAAAUAUUUGGAGGCCGCCUAAAAAGCCAGCUGCAUUGCCCAGUGUGCAACCGUUGCUCAGAUAAAUCCGAGCCUUUUCUUGAUCUUAGCUUGGAAGUUACUAUGGUAGAGAGUCUGAUGGAUGCAUUGCAAUCUUUUACAAAAGUUGAGUUGAUUGAAGACUUCAUGUGUGAUGGAUGCAAGUCUCGUGUGAACAUGGAAAAACACUUAAAGGUAGAGCAGGCGCCUGAAGUUCUUGUAAUCCAUCUAAAGAGGUUCACUAAUUCCGGUGGUAAGAUUUUGGACAAGGUCAAGUACCCGUUAGAGCUGGAUAUAAACUCCUUCAUGAGCUCCUCGGAUGAUAUACCACAAAAGUAUGAUCUAUAUGGAGUUGUAGUACACCAUGGUAUAUAUGGCAGGGGUCACUAUGUUUGUUAUAUCCGGUCAUCUGUAGAUGAUUGGUACGAAUUCAAUGAUGAUAAGAUAUGCAGAUAUUCUGAGGCUAGCGUUUUGGACAGUGCAGCAUAUCUUCUUUUCUAUGUGAAGCAGGGUUCAUCCCCUUGGUUCUCCACCUUGCUUGAGAAAGAAGACAAGUUUCCACAGGAUGGUUCAGUAAGCUUGGCAGAACAAGGUACCAGUGAAAUUGCUCCCGUCAACAACGAAGAUGAGGAGUCGACGUGUUCUCGUGGGCAAGAUAAUUCAGGUUACUGCUUGGUUGGACCAGCAGAGGAGAAUGGAAACGGGCCUGGUUUGCCGGACUUCUCCCAGGACAUGCAAUGGAAUGGAAAUGGCGAUACCUUGUCAGAUGCAUCAGAUAAGGUGGCAGAAGGUUGCUGCUUGGGUGGAAUGUCAGGAGGAACACAAGAACUGAGCUGCCUUACUGGGUCAGGCGAUAAGAAUGGCCAUGCUGGCGGGUUUGUGGAGCCAUGGGAGAAGGAAGAUGUCAGCCCAAUUGGAUCACUGGACACGAAUGAAAUGAACCCAAGCACACAUGGAUCUUCAGAAGUUGAUCCUGCAGUCACACAGGGAGGUUCAUCACCAAAGCGUGAGAACAUCUGCAGCUUACUCCAACUGUCACAUAAAUGUGACGACAACUGCCAUUGCAUGAAUUUCUCCUCGCAGGAAGAUGAAACCGGGGGUUGUUCUGGAGCACCAUCUAUGGGGAUGUGCACCUCAGAGAAUGAAACAGUAAAGUCCAAGUCCAACCAUGAAUUUGGGGACAGCAAGGUCGGCGCUGAUAAGGGCAAGUGCAUCCAGCCCUAGUGAGUUAGCUGAGUCCAUUCACAUGGAGUAGGGGCAUCGAAACAUCCCAGUGUUUUUUUUGUAAUCCAGGCACUCACCUCACCGCUACAUGUCGCCCUGGUUAUUUUUGUUUCCUUCUUAAAACAUCGGGCCGUGGAUAUUCUCAAGGGCACAAAAUAGAAAGCACCAUUUGUGAAACAGAAUUUGCUACUAUAAAGAACUUG
Messenger RNA from Panicum hallii, 2885 nucleotides. RefSeq lists its product as uncharacterized. Bases 1 to 2682 code for a protein of 893 amino acids. Gene Ontology annotation, molecular function: cysteine-type endopeptidase activity; cysteine-type deubiquitinase activity. Gene Ontology annotation, biological process: protein deubiquitination. Gene Ontology annotation, cellular component: nucleus; cytosol. Lineage: Eukaryota; Viridiplantae; Streptophyta; Magnoliopsida; Poales; Poaceae. The transcript is spliced from 16 exons. The record is from RefSeq and is a predicted model, not a curated record.